GUGCAUUUCCGGCGGGCGCGAGCGGCCGGUGUCCCGUCGCCGCCGGUGCCGCCGCCGCCAUGAAGGACGUGCCGGGGUUCCUGCAGCAGAGCCAGAGCGCGGGCCCGGGGCAGCCCGCCGUGUGGCACCGCCUGGAGGAGCUCUACAACAAGAAGCUGUGGCACCAGCUGACGCUGCAGGUGUUGGACUUCGUGCAGGACCCCUGCUUCGCCCAGGGCGAUGGGCUCAUCAAGCUGUACGAGAACUUCAUCAGCGAGUUUGAGCACCGGGUGAACCCCCUGUCCCUGGUUGAGAUCAUCCUGCACGUGGUCCGGCAGAUGACGGAUCCCAAUGUGGCGCUCACUUUUCUGGAAAAGACUCGAGAAAAGGUGAAGAGCAGCGACGAAGCCGUCAUUCUGUGUAAAACGGCCAUCGGCGCGCUCAAGCUGAACAUCGGGGACCUGCAGGUCACCAAGGAGACCAUCGAGGAGGUGGAGGAGAUGCUGAACAACCUCCCGGGCGUCACCUCCGUUCACAGCCGCUUCUACGACCUCUCCAGCAAGUACUACCAGACCAUCGGGAACCACGCCUCCUACUACAAGGACGCUCUGCGCUUUCUGGGCUGCAUCGACGUUAAAGAUCUGCCAGUUUCAGAGCAGCAGGAGAGGGCGUUUACCCUGGGGCUGGCCGGGCUCCUGGGCGAAGGCGUCUACAACUUCGGGGAGCUGCUCAUGCACCCCGUGCUGGAGUCCCUGCGGAACACCGACCGGCAGUGGCUCAUCGACACCCUGUACGCCUUCAACAGCGGCAACGUCGAGACGUUCCAGGCGCUGAAGUCGGCCUGGGGUCAGCAGCCAGACCUGGCUGCGAACGAGGCGCUGCUGCUGCAGAAGAUUCAGCUGUUGUGUCUCAUGGAGAUGACGUUCACCCGGCCCGCCAAUCACAGACAGCUCACUUUUGAUGAGAUCGCCAAGAGUGCCAAAGUCACCGUGAACGAGGUGGAGCUGCUGGUGAUGAAGGCGCUCUCGGUCGGCCUGGUGAAGGGCAGUAUCGACGAGGUUGAUAAGAGGGUGCACAUGACGUGGGUGCAGCCGCGCGUGUUGGAUUUACAGCAGAUCAAGGGCAUGAAGGACCGGCUGGAGUUCUGGUGCACGGACGUGCGGAGCAUGGAGAUGCUGGUGGAGCACCAGGCGCACGACAUCCUGACGUAGGCCGGGCUGCCCCGACUGCCGCGCCCGCGGGGCAGAGCGGCCGGUGACGCGCUGCCAGCCGUAAGUGGCCUUUUGCUGCGUAACCCUUUGGUGCUGGGAGUCCCCAUGUCCCGUGUGGGUGGCACCGACCCUGGAGCCGCAUCUGCAGGGGCUGGGUUGUCACCUUGUCACCUGGCUGCUGCGGGGGAUCCAGGUGUGGGGGCUCUUUGCUGGGGAAGGGGCAGCAGCAGAUCAUCCGCGGAACGUUCUGGAGCGGUGCCUGACUUGGGGGGUGUUACUGGGGAUAUCGCCCGUCAGGGGCUCAACCUCCCCCGGGGACCCCCGCCCUGCAGCAGCGUCACCGAAACAUCCCCCGUCCCCUCCCCAGGCGCUCCGCAGCGGGAGCGUUUCCCCACCAAAGGGUUGCCAGCGUGGCCGUGGGUGUGUGUUGUACCCUUGGGGGUGGCUGUGCAAACACUUUGUGCUCCAGCGAGGUGCAGCAGCAUUGCUGGAAUAAACUUCUCUGCCUUCCA
Molecule: messenger RNA, 1702 nt
Organism: Columba livia (rock pigeon)
Lineage: Eukaryota; Metazoa; Chordata; Aves; Columbiformes; Columbidae
Gene: PSMD13
Product: proteasome 26S subunit, non-ATPase 13
Exons: 13
Coding region: 60-1190 (376 amino acids)
Biological process (GO): ubiquitin-dependent protein catabolic process
Cellular component (GO): cytosol; proteasome regulatory particle, lid subcomplex; nucleus
Molecular function (GO): structural molecule activity
Source: RefSeq, a predicted model, not a curated record